CCUUCGGAUCUUCACUGCAACAAGUAUUAUUUAUUUAAAACAUAUCACUAUUAUUUUUUAAAUAUGUAAUAUUACUACGGGUAUCAUAUCAAUAUCAAUCGUUAGUUUGAAAUAAAAACAUGGAUAUAGAUAAAUUUAUUUACAUUAGAUAAUUCCAAACAUCAUCAAGUGUUGCAUUUUGUUUUAUUUUUUUUUAAAACUGCAGCGGCAGAACUAUUAUAUCAUUGGGUAGAUAACCUUGGUGGUCAAUUGUGAUGUUAAUUAAAGAGAGACGAGCUUUGAUAUAAUAAUUCAGUUAUAAGUAAUAAAAUUGUUAAAUAAUAAAGUAUUGAAGUAUAUAUAUAAAAAACCUUCUGUAUUAUUUGUCUUGCGGUAUUUGUUCACAAUAUCCAAGUGUCAAAUAAAUUACAUUUAAUAGAAAUGGCAACACAUUGGGGAAUUGCUAGUGCUGGGAAAAUUUCCCAUGAUUUUACAAACGCAGUGGCUACAUUGCCUAAUAAUGAACACGAAGUUGUUGCUGUCGCUGCACGUGAUAUAAAACGUGCUGAGGAGUUUGCUAAAUUGCAUCGUAUUAAAAAAGCUUAUGGGAGUUAUGAGGAAUUGGCAAAAGAUACUAAUGUUGAAAUUGUUUAUGUUGGAACUUUGAAUCCUCAGCACCUGGAAGUCGCAAAAUUGAUGUUAAGUCAUGGAAAGCACGUACUUUGCGAAAAGCCAUUGACGAUGAACUUGAAACAGACUACAGAGUUGAUAAACUUUGCCAAGUCCAAAGGUUUAUUUUUGAUGGAAGCUAUUUGGAGUAGAUGCUUCCCAGUCUACGAAGCUGUUAAAAAAGCGAUCAAGGCCGGAGAAAUCGGAGAUGUCAAACAAGUUAUCGUAUCAUUUGGAUUUGCUAUGGAGCAUGUUGACCGUUUAAAUGUCAAAGAAAUGGGCGGUGGGACAAUCUUGGAUCUUGGAGUUUACACUCUACAAUUGGUUCAGUUUGUUUAUGAUGGAGAAAAACCGAUAGAUGUAAAAGCCGGAGGCUUCUUGAAUGCUGAUGGGGUCGACAAGUCCAUGUCAGCGACUUUGAUUUAUAAAAAUGAUCGCACAGCCACGAUAAUGACACACUCAGUGGUAACUUUACCAAAUGAAGCUGUUAUCAUCGGCACUAAAGGCGUGAUCAAAAUCCCGACCUUCUGGUGUCCAGUGACGGCUGAAUUGCCGUCUGGAAAAAUAAAGUUCGACUUGCCAAAGGCUCCACAUCAAUUUAAUUUCAUCAAUAGUGCUGGACUUCGUUAUGAAGCUGCUGAAGUUCGGGCUUGUAUCCAAGCUGGCUUGAAAGAAAGUCCCAAAGUUUCUCAUGCUGAAUCUUUAAUUAUUGCUGAGCUGGAAGAUGAAUUGCGUCGUCAAAUUGGAGUUAUGUAUCCUCAAGAUAAAUAGAGCAUCUUUAAUAUAUUGACAAUAAUGGCACAUAUAAUACACAAAUAAUUAUUAAUAUAAUAUUUAUAAAUAAUAAUAAUGUAAU
Messenger RNA from Cotesia glomerata, 1504 nucleotides. RefSeq names its product trans-1,2-dihydrobenzene-1,2-diol dehydrogenase-like. The transcript is spliced from 4 exons. Lineage: Eukaryota; Metazoa; Arthropoda; Insecta; Hymenoptera; Braconidae. Bases 421 to 1419 code for a protein of 332 amino acids. The record is from RefSeq and is a predicted model, not a curated record. Gene Ontology annotation, molecular function: nucleotide binding.